Messenger RNA from Manis javanica (Malayan pangolin), 8162 nucleotides. The record is from RefSeq and is a predicted model, not a curated record. NCBI's taxonomy places the organism in Eukaryota, Metazoa, Chordata, Mammalia, Pholidota, Manidae.
CUGGAUGCCCAGGUAUGACACUGACACAGAUAUUUUAAGCAAUCUUUUAAAAAUUCUCCUUAAGGUAGAAAGAAGGAAGGAACAUAUGGGUACUAGGUACCUGGAGAGACACCCAGGAGAAGGAACAGGGAAGCUGAGACUGGCAAAGACAAGCAUCUUGUCCUCCAAUCGUUCACGGGGUAGACCUGGUCAGCGACACACACCCCUGUCCACACUAACUUCUCUGCCUCAAGGAUCAGGAGACUCUGCUUUACAAGGUAAGAGAAUCCCGGAAUUUCAGCUUUAGUGCAAAUUGGAUGGGGGGGGUGGGGGGAAGGAUAAAGGUUUUUGGUAAUCAUUAUUUAUAAAGUAGAUGAUUCUCCAUAUUUGGAACCUCCCUCCCUUCAUCACCUGUGAACCUCAAUUUAUAACCCCAGGGCACACUUGAGUCCCUCUAGGCUAUUUUUGGCUAAACCCCAAACACUUGAGGCUGGCACUGUAAAAGCUUUUCUCCAAGUGCCCCAUUUGGUCUUCCUCUCUCAGAAAUCUAGAGUCAUAACCUACCUGAUCAAGAACCAUAUUCCUUAUACCAUGGGUAGUUUGAUGAUUAACUGGCUUAAUGAGGCAUCUACUUUCCUAUAGAUUUUUACUAUCAAUAGCUGCUCUAUAGCCAGUUGCUUCUUAAUGACUGUCCUAUGAUCCUAGCUAGUCCUUUCACUGUGGACUACUGCCUACCCAGUGGCUGCGAGCGGAGGGACCCUGCAGUCCUGGGGAUCUGGAGCUGCCACUAGGGGGCUCUAGCUUACGGAGAGAACUGGACCCAGGCGUCGCCUGGGAAAAGCUGCGCAGUGGAGGCACAGACUUCUCCCGAGUUCUUCCUUGGGGUAGGUGAGUUUUGGAGGUUCCAGGAAUCUUCGCUCCAACGCAAAAGACCUUAACAGCCAGCCUCUCCUGGGAACCCACUCCCUCCACCUCCUGAUCACGGGGUACGAGGCUGCGCUUGCUGCUGGGGACUAGGCAAAUCCAAAGCCUUUUUACUUUCACCGCUAGGUUUGUUAGAGUCAGACUUACGUAUUUAAUGACACCGAAGCCUUAGUCCUCUUAGACCUACGUGGGUCUGGGUCUAGGGACGUGAUCCUCAAAGUGUGGUCCAGUAGCCCGGAGCAUCAGUUUCAGCUUCACCCCAGGACCGAGUUGGAAAUGCACAUUCUCAGGCCCCGCCCCAGCCCUCCUAAAUCCACCGCGGGACGAGGGGCUUCAGCUGUGCCUUGCUACCCUUGCAGUAGGAUGGCCGUGAAGUGCUCGAGCCUGACAGCGCCUCCUAGGGCUUGCCCUUCACCCAGACGAGUGUGGAUCUCCGGGUGCUCCGAGAUUGCCCGUCGCUGGGUCUGUGGUCACGUGUGCCCUCGGAUUUCUCUCUAGGUCCCUCCUGGGUCUUUAAAAGGCAGAAGAAGCUCCUCGUUGAGUCGUCUGUGAUCUUUGCAGUGUCUAACGGCUGCUGGACCUUCUAACACUCCGUCGCCUCUGCUGCUAAGCCGCUUGAUAAGCUGAGGCUGCGAGAACCUCCUCUGGAAACUUGCAGGGUGGAGAGGAGGUGGCGGGAACCGGACCAGAGCGGGAUCAUCCUGGGCUGCGAGUGCAUGCAGUGCUGCGGUCAUUGUGCCCACCAUGAGUCUCUGAGAACAUUAUAAUGUCCCUUUGUGCCUCUUCUCACAAAGAGUUUGUUCUCACCUGUUACCUAUUCAAGACAUGGAUAUCAAAAACUCACCAUCAAGCCUUAACUCUCCUGCCUCCUACAACUGCAGUCAAUCUGUCCUACCCCUGGAGCAUGGCGCCAUAUACAUACCUUCCUCCUAUGUAGAGAGCCGCCGUGAAUAUUCAGCCAUGACUUUCUAUAGCCCUGCUGUGAUGAAUUACAGUAUUCCCAGCAGUGCCAAUAACUUGGAAGGUGGACCUGGUCAACAGACUACAAGCCCAAAUGUGUUGUGGCCAACUCCUGGACACCUCUCUCCUUUGGCAAUCCAUUGCCAGUCAUCACUUCUGUAUGCGGAACCUCAAAAAAGUCCUUGGUGUGAAGCAAGAUCAUUAGAACAUACCUUACCUGUCAGCAGAGAGACACUGAAAAGGAAGGUUAAUGGGAGCAGUUGUACCAGCCCUGUUACUAGUCCAGGUUCAAGGAGGGAUGCUCACUUCUGUGCAGUCUGCAGUGAUUUCGCAUCUGGAUAUCACUAUGGAGUCUGGUCAUGUGAAGGGUGUAAGGCCUUUUUCAAAAGAAGCAUUCAAGGGCAUAAUGAUUAUAUUUGUCCAGCUACCAAUCAGUGUACAAUAGAUAAGAACCGGCGCAAAAGCUGCCAGGCUUGCCGACUUCGAAAGUGCUAUGAGGUUGGAAUGGUGAAGUGUGGCUCCCGGAGAGAAAGAUAUGGGUACCGCGUGGUCCGAAGGCAGAGAAAUUCUGAUGAACAGCUGCACUGCCUGAACAAAGCCAAGAAAAACGGUGGGCCUGCGAGCCGAGUGAAGGAGCUGCUGCUGAGCGCCCUGAGCCCCGAGCAGCUGGUGCUCACACUGCUGGAGGCGGAGCCACCGCACGUGCUCGUGAGCCGCCCCAGCGCGCCCUUCACGGAGGCCACCAUGAUGUUGUCUCUGACCAAGCUGGCCGACAAGGAGCUGGUGCACAUGAUCGGCUGGGCCAAGAAAAUUCCAGGCUUUGUGGAGCUCAGUCUGUAUGACCAAGUGCGGCUCCUGGAGAGCUGCUGGCUGGAGGUCCUGAUGUUGGGGCUGAUGUGGCGCUCGAUCGACCACCCAGGCAAGCUCAUCUUUGCUCCAGACCUCGUUCUGGACAGGGACGAGGGGAAAUGCGUAGAAGGAAUUCUGGAAAUCUUUGACAUGCUCCUGGCAACGACAUCAAGGUUUCGUGAGUUAAAACUCCAACACAAAGAGUAUCUCUGUGUCAAGGCCAUGAUCCUCCUCAACUCCAGUAUGUACCCCUUUGCUGCAGCAACCCAGGGGGCCGAGAGCAGCCAGAAGCUGACUCACUUGCUGAACGCUGUGACCGAUGCCCUGGUCUGGGUGAUUGCCAAGAGUGGCAUUUCCUCCCAGCAGCAGUCCAUUCGCCUGGCUAACCUCCUGAUGCUCCUUUCUCAUGUCAGGCAUGCCAGUAACAAGGGUAUGGAACACCUGCUCAGCAUGAAGUGCAAAAAUGUGGUCCCAGUCUACGACCUGCUGCUGGAGAUGCUGAAUGCCCACACACUUCGAGGGUACAAGCCCUCUGGUGCAGGUUCCGAGUGCAGCCCAGCACAGGAGAGUAGAGGCAGAGAGGGCUUCCAGAAGUCCCAGUCUCAGUGAUGCCCAGCCCUGAGGUGGACAGGCCACAGAGGAAGCCAGAGGCUGAAGCGUGAACUCCAGCAUGAACUGUGAGCCCCAUUGAGGGUGGGUGGACGUCAUUACUGUGUUCCUGCUGUGGGGACCCUUGUUUGGUACAGCUGGCUCUGUCACAUACCAUCCGUCCCCCAACCUCCUCACUUCCCAGGAGUCUGAGAAUGCCAGUUUUCCUUGUUAACAGGGGGAACACUUGAAUGUAGCAUUUGUCUUCAUUGAGUUUGGCCUCAUAGGAUCUCAGUGUGGUCCCCUUCUUACUUUCCAUCUUCCUAUCACCCCUUUGGAAAACAUCUUAAAGGUUUUGGAACAAAUGGUGAAAAUCUGACUUGGGAAUAUUGUGAAGUAGAAAGGGAAGAAGAGAACGCAGACAUCUAUGGGGAAUGGGAUAGCCUCUACCCCAACCUGCCCUUAGAAUGAAUGAGCUUUGUUAUGCUCUCUUCUGGACCACUUGACUGUACCAUCAAAAACCACAAUGACAAUCAGCAAACUAAUCUUACAUACUUACCUCACAGUCUUGUGAGGACUGUCACCUAUUGCUAUUACUCUGUCAAAGGCUGGAGGGAUUGUGACCUAGGGAGCCAGUGGUCAAGCUGGGAUGCGAGCCAUGUUCUCCCCCCUCCCUCCGACUCUGCUGCCAUUUGCACACAGGUGCAAUUCACAGAGCCUAGGAAUUGUUUGUGUGUGUGUACGCAUGUGUGUGACAACUUUCAUGGAAGAUGGUGGAGAUUUCAGUCUCCAUGCCCCUGGAAUUGACCUUCUUUGAAACUCUCCCCGUGGGGCCUGGUGUGUGCUAGAGAAAGGCCCAGCUGACUUGGCCAUCCAGAGGAGACAGGGACAUGUCAGGCUGUGUGUGCAAGGCACGAACUUCUGUGGAAGGGUGAAUGGCUAUACACAUACCAGUGUGGCAGGUUCAGGGCCAAACUGUAGACUUGAUGAGCAUAUCACUUGAACCAGACUUGGUUUGCUAACUCUACUUAAAGAAGAGAAAUAUUUAGGGGUAUUCAGAGCAAGAAAGAAAUCUUUUAUACAUGAGUACUCUUUUAAACUAUUUUCUUAUCAGAACAUUUAUAUGAUGAGCUGGGUGAUACAGAAACUUACUAAAAUAUUUUUACUUCAGGUGGAAAACAAAUAGGACAGGUUGAUAAAAACACCCCUGAAAUUACAAUUUUAACUUGCUUUUUAAGAAUUUAAAUUUUUGCACAAAUUUUCUGGAACAUAGUAAAAUGAGUUACAUCUAUACUUUGGAAGUGAGUAGUUAAAUAAUAAUGGAUUUUUGUGAUGUUUUAAAAACUGCCUUGUGAUAGGAGAUUAAGCACAUUUUCUUUUUGAAAAUAGGUUUUCUUUGGCUAACACAUUCUGUACUCACUGAGUCACUUGAAGAUUAAAUUCAACAUUAUAAAGCUUGGUUUCUGCUAGUGAGACCUUGAGUAAUUCUUAACUUUGAUAUUGGUGCAAUUUUACUAAAAGUUGAAUGAAGCUGUCUCAGAAACACUUGGACACAUACCUAGAGAACAUGCUGGCAUAUCUGUAUUUGAGGCUUGAAAUUAUUUUCAGUGACUCAGUGUUGUAGCCUGAUGAGAUUCAAUACAGAAAACAUGAGGUUGAUUGUAUAGGAACCAGGGAACUAUGGAACUAGUGUUACCCAGGUCAAUUAGGUUCUUUCCGGCCAGCUAAGAAUCCCCCACAACAAAUAGAGGGGAUGGAGGCUAGAGAAUGGGAAGAGGGUGGCAGAAAAAGGCAGCCUUGAACAAUUAUUUGCUGAUGAAAUUCUAAUUGUAUUUAUGAGACUACUGGGUUUAAAAAAACAAAACGAAAAACAGCAAAAAGAAGAAUGAGGUCCAAGUCACUGCCAGAUUAGUAUACAACGGAGGGAAGGUUUUUAGGUUGGAAUUUGACGCCCAAGCGGGACUCAGGUGCCCAAAUCCCCAUCCUAUGCCAAAUCCUGUGCUUACCCAGACUAGCAUGUUUUCUUAGGGAAGCUCAUCUGAUGCUCACUACUCAUUUUCCAGAUACUCCUGCAUGUUCCUGAGGCCACUUGUUUCACUGCAUUUGGACUUAGCCCAUGAGGAUGUAAUGCUUUUGGUAAUUCCUUCUUGGCUCAGGUCUCCCCUGGGUAUGCUGGGAAUACAGGUUAGUCAGUCCAACCUAAGAAGCCUUCUUGGUGCAAGGCUCUCUUUUAUUAGACUGGGGUCUGGGCAAGCAGGCAGUUGAGAUAAUACAGUCUAUAGUUUAAAGGUGUCUUUGUUUUGUUUUGGAUAUUCUUGGGACCUUUCCCCUGUCCAAUGAAGUGUUUUGAGUCACUGGUUCUAUCUGCUUCAGAUCUGUCCUCUAAGGAUGGCACUAGUAUGUAAAGUCAGGCUGCUGUUUUUUGUGUUUUGUGUAAAUCCUCAAUGUCCAUUUUAAAGAUUAGUUGUUUAUAAUAGUGCUUUCUUUUUUGGGGGUAUCCACCCUUCCCCCAAUGAUCCAUGGGCACCCUCAAGUUCUCCCAUAGCUAAGCAAGGAUUUUCAGUUUUCAAAAGGACCUAAAUGGGGGGAGGAAUAGGACCUGACAACUAUAAACAGGAAUUGAGAAUCGCAAAAAAAAAAAACCAAACCAACUAAUUUAUACAUUACAGAGCAGUGAGCCUCAGCUUUGUCUGAGACUCAUGUGGCAAGAUGCCUGGCCUUCCAUUUUGAUUUGUAAGUGAUCAUUUUGUAUGAGAAACUUAUUUGUGGGAGAUAAGGGAAUUUGGGAUUAAAUUCCAAAAAUAUGAGUGUCUAAUGGGGGACCAUAUAGACUAAUUUUAAUUAUUUAAUACGGACUAUUCCUAACACAGAGAACAGUAGAACAUUGUUCACUCAGGUUCCUGGUGGUCCCUGAGAAGGACCCAUGUGGGUAAUCCCAGCAGAACUGCACUGGGGUUUUUACAUCUUUCUACCUGCAUCCUCUUCGCCUGUCACAUGCUCACUGUCCACUGAUACUAACUGUAAUUUUUGAGAACACUUCUCUUGAAAAACUGAGGUGGGAACAGAAGACUAAAUUGUCAGCCUAAUAACAAAUCUAGGGAGUAUUAACUCUACUAAAAACAAAACACAAUGCAAGAUCAAAGUUCUGCAGCGAAUCUUUUUCUGGAUUAUUUCACUUGCUAAUUCAGCCAGAAGGGCAAGUAUUUUAAAUUUCAGUAAACAUCAGUUACCAGUUCUUGGCAGAGCUAUGUUAUGUAUUCAUAUGUAAUAUAAGCUAAAUUGAAGAAAUUCUAGAAUUUCCUACCAUGUGAAACUGUUUGGUUUUCAUUUAAAUCUGCUAAGGGGCUUUCAGGUAUUGAUACCUUUUCAAAUUCAAGGUGACUCUUCAGUUUCUAGGCCUAUUUGGAAAUCUGAUUUAAGCUGCUAAGAAGUACUUGACGUAUAUAUACUAAGGAUUAUGUAAAGGAAGUGGUAAGAAUAUACCAUUUAGCACCUAAAAAUAACUGUGGAACACUUACUGUGUCCAGACAGUUCUCAGUGCCUCCUACAUUUAUGUUAAACCUCAUAAUAAUUACUGUUAUCCAAAUUUUCUGGCUGUGGAGACUGGAGAGUGUAAUAAGCAAACUUGCUCAAGGUCACAUGGGGAGUGUGUGUGUGACAGAGCCAGGUGCAGGCAGUUGAAGUUCCAGUGUUGAAAGGAAUCAUGCAAUUUGGUUAAAAAAAAAAAAAAAUUUCUGACUGCAGAAUCCAUUCAUGAAAUGCAACCUACCAUGCAGGACUGCUUGGGGUUCAGUGGGGUCCAACCAAAUUCCAGAAUACCCCUGUAGACACAUUAACAGCUCGCAACCCUGACAUAGUGGUUCAGUACCAUCUUUUAUACGUGUGUAAAUGAAAGCCCCAAGGAAUAAACUGACCUGCUCAAGGUCAUAAAACUACUUAAGGCAAAGCUUGGACAGGAAUUCAGGUCUUCUGCCUGCCUGGCCAGCAUCGUUCCUGCUAUAGGACUUGCUUCUGUACAGUCUGCUGUAUGGGUCACGUCUCAGUGCAUCAGAGAGAAGGCUGAGGUAUGUUUGCCUUCCGUACCUUUAAACCCUACCUUCUCAGCUUAGAUGAAACUUUACAGAACAGGUGGAAAAAAAUAAGAUGGUAUGAUUCUUGUCCUCCCAUCUUGGCUUAUAACCUCACGGGCAGUAUGGCCACCUCCUCCUGUCUAUUGUUGUUUUCCCAGAUUCACUGAAGUGGAGUCCGUUCCUUGGAAAUUUAUCUAUGUGAAAUUCUCGCGCCUUGUAGGCACUGAUGCUUCCCUGUGGAGUUCGGUAUACUCUAGUGUGAAACAUAUGCCAUUUAUUCUUAGCUCUCAGAGUUGCUGGCAUUUCGGCUCCAGUGGCAGCUCUAAGAUAUGUGUUGUCUCUGUGAUAUGUGAUCUUUCUUACAACCUUUUUUGUUGCUUUGGAGUCAAGGAUCCUAUUCACUUGUGCGGCCGGUCCAUCAUGUGACAGUGGGCCUGCUAGUGCUGGCCCAGCACAGCUCUUAUUCACUGCAAAAUUUAUGCCACUGCAUUUGCUUUCCUGUGCGGGGUGUUUAAAUGCCACGACUAGUGGUCUUGUCACUUCACCGCGCAGUCAUCCUGUGUACCUCACUGCUGGUGGGCUGUAACUGGUCAUUUUUCAGAUGAAAUGCUUUGUACCAUUAAGCAGGCUUUUUUACAUUUAGGCCUUCUCAUAAAUCAGUGUUUGCUGUUCUGUGAAAGGAGAUUUCUGAGAUCUGCUUUCCAUUCUUCCAGGUACUACUUUUCCUUUGCUGUGCCCCUGAAUGUCUACAGAACUUUAACAGAAAAAAGUUUAAUGUGACAUAAGCUAAAU